Molecule: messenger RNA, 3058 nt
Organism: Abrus precatorius (Indian licorice)
Lineage: Eukaryota; Viridiplantae; Streptophyta; Magnoliopsida; Fabales; Fabaceae
Product: DDT domain-containing protein DDR4-like
Exons: 12
Coding region: 367-2589 (740 amino acids)
Biological process (GO): regulation of DNA-templated transcription
Cellular component (GO): RSF complex
Source: RefSeq, a predicted model, not a curated record
UCUUUCUUCUCUUUGUAAAAUUAUAUUUCCUUGAGUUUCCAAAUUUGCAGUGGCACAUAAGAACCCCAUAGGCACAUGCACCUUUGUAUUUGAGGGCUUGAUACCCUUUCUUUGGUUCCCUUCCUUCAAUUUCCCCUAAAUAAAAUUUAAAAAAAAAAAACUGUUCCUUUUUUGUGUUAUUUUUUCAACAUUCAUAGUUUCUCUCUCUUUAAAAAAAAAAAAAAACAAACGAAGGGCCUCUCCACCCUUCUCUCUCUCUACAAUCCCUUCACUUUGAUUUUCUGUCUUCAAUGCUAACCCAUGAUCCUCUACAUGUAAUCCCACCAUACCUAACCUAAAACCCUUUUGAUCUCUCGUACACACACCAUGUCUCAAGGAUCUCCCCCUCCACCACCACCUUCUCCUCCGCAAGACGCCAGCCAACCCUUGCCGGAACCCGAUUCACGCAAGGAGGAAACCGCCGCCACCACCACCACCACCGGCGCCGCCGAUGCCGCUGCCACAGUUCCUCCUGCCACUACCCGUACCCGCCCCUCCCGCGCCUGCACCAUUCGCACUGCCGCACGGCUCUACGCGGCGUCGCAGCCGGCGAUCGAGCGGAGGCCGAAGGCGGCGAAGAAGGAGGCGCGUCGCGAGAAGUCGCUGUCGCCGCAGCCUCAGCAAUGCAGCAAGAUCGUGACGGCGCUGGUGGAACCGCCUCCACCGGCGCAGUUGCCGCGCUAUAACCUACGGUCAAUGUGGGAGUUAGCUUCAAUACUCAAUUUCUUGCAUCUGUUUAGGCCUCUUUUGAAUAUAUCAGUAGAAUUUUCUGCUGAAGAGUUUGAGACGGCUCUUCUCACCCCCAAUGACACGUUGGGUGAUAUACAUAUGCCUUUGCUAAAGGCCAUCCCUCCCAUUACACGAAUGGCACUCUCACGUGAUACUUGGAUAACUGUAUUAUGCAGAAAAUUGAGAGAUUGGUGGCAUUGGGUAGCUGAUGGGGAUCUUCCUAUUGUUGCUUCACAUGGGGCGGAGGUUGAAGUCUAUAAAGCACUUGAUCCAGGGGUUCGUGUGGUCAUCUUAAAAGCAUUAUGUGACAUUCGUGUUGAGCAAGAAGAUAUCCGGAGUUACAUUGACAACUCCCUCAAACAUGGCGUUCAACUUUUGACAUUCCGUAAGGAGCGUGUUGGUGGCGAUUCUCACGGAAUUUCUUAUUGGUAUGAAGAUGACCCAAUCAUUGGUCAUAGGUUAUAUCGGGAAAUAAGGAAAACUGAAGUGGUUCAACUGAAGAAAGGGAAACCAAGGGGCUCCCAGGUUCUUUCUAAUACAUCAUAUCAGUGGGAAACAGUUGCUACCAAUUUUGAUGAAUUUCAAGAUGUUUCUGAGAAGCUUUUCUCAAGUAAAAACAGAACGGAGGCUUCUGUAGGGAAAAAGGUGAAGAUAGACAUGCUCCCUGAAAUUGAGAAAGUUCACAAGAGAAAGGAAAGGUUGCUGAAAAAACAACACAGACAAGCUCUUCUUCUUGACAAUUUCUUGGGUGUAGAUGGGCUUGCCCCAGGGCGUUCACUUCGUGACCGGAAACCUGUUACCUACACUUUCGAUGAUUACGAUCGAUCCAUCAAUGAGGCAAUUAAGAUAACCAAACGGAAACCACCAUCUCCAGAACCUAUACUCGGCAGGAGAGAAGCAGGAGCAAAACCUGAAGCUUUAACUAAUGGUAACUGGAGUGGUCCUUCACAUGCACCUCAACAUCUAAAUUUUGAUAUGCCAUCUCCUAAAUCACCUGACUUUGAUGAUGUGGAGGAAGAGAAUCAAAACGAUGCAUUGGAUCGAAGCAAUCGUAGAAGACAGAGGCCUAAAAGGUAUUCAGAGAAAGAGUUUGUUGAAGCAGUAUCAGACAAUGAGGCUGACUUUGACAGUGAUGAUGAUAUUGUUGGAGAAGCUGUAUAUGAUGAAGAAUAUCUCCGGAAACGUAAGCAGAGGAGGGUUUCUAGUAGCUCUGCCUCUGAAGGAGAUGAAGAAUAUCAUUGGGAUGAAGAUAAUGUUGAAGAAGAAGAAGAAGAUGAUGAAGAAGAUUCCUUAAGUGUUAGUGAAGAUAGUGACAAGCCUCGUAAAUUCAAGCAACUGUCAGGUCGUACUAGGAGGGAAACUAAACUCAGGUCUGUGGGUGAGAUUCAAUCAGGCCUGAGACGCAGUAAGAGGGCAACAAGAAACCGUAUAAAUUACCGACAGUACGACAUGUCUGAUUCAGAAACAGAGUUUAUUAUACCUGAUAAGUCUAAUGUAUCAGAUGAGCACUCAGAGCCUAGUGAGAAUGGGGAAUAUAUGAUGGAAAGUGAAGAUUCAGAUGGAAACGAUGAUGAAGAUCAAGAAACCAAAGUAGAUGAGCCUGUUACUUAUCCUGCAGAAGGAAACAGCCAAUAUCCUGCUGUAGAAGAGAAUGAACAAAACCAAAAUCAGCCUCCUGAAAAAUCAAGUAGUCCUGGUCAGGAGGAAGUUGAGGGCACGGGAAAGAGACGUUUCCUUGAUUUGAAUGAGCUGGCUCCUAGCUCAGGUUUUGAUGAUGGUCCAAAUACAACAACGAAAGAUGAAGGCAAUGAUGAUUACUGAAGCUUCCCCUUCUGCUUGAUAGUAAGGAUGGUAGUUUUCUAUCGGGGAAGCCAAGUGACGUGUAUGAUAAUAGAACUAUAAAUUUUGUUAUAUGCCUCAAAGGAAGUUAUGAGCAGAUUUCUUCCUAUGGCAAUCUAAGCAGCCCUUGGUGCAUGAUUUGCCACCAGAAGCAGCAUGAUACUGAGUUGUGUAGAUUAGGUAGUCAUUUUUUAGUAUUUAGUACUUCUACAUUCAAAGGGUCUACGAAAAUGAAUGAGAAUUUGUUGGGCGUUAUUUGGCCCAUCCAAUCGGUGUACAAUAACUGUUAACAAGUACUGUAACUUUAAAUAGAUAUGGCUGUUAGAUUAUCAAGCCCUGUAGUUCUAUUUUUUUUUUUCAUGGACUCGAUAGUGGUCUUCUUUUGAGCCAUAGGGUUGACCGCCUUUCUUUGUUAAUCUGAUCAGAUUAAAAAAAAUGGUCUUUCACUUUU